AUGUCAUCUAGUGACAAUGUGAACGUCCCACCUAACGUCCGGCAGGAGCACCCUAAAAGGAAUCUGAACGCUUUUUGGGUGACUGGGUGCACCCGGGUGGGGAAUCUGAACGCAGCCUUGGAGGGUCAAGUGUACCCUAAGCUGAAACGAUUUGUUCCGUCGUUGCUGACGACACCUGGGAGCAUCACCAAGUCAUGGGCCAGGUUGAUACCACGCGCUCAAGCAAUAGUACAAACGUUGCAGUCGCAGGGAGUCGUGUCCAAAUACAAACUGCUAGAAAUCUGGGGUUUGGAUGAAAAAUGUGAGAUUUUAAUUUAUAAAAUAAUAUUUAGAUAUUAUCAUCGAGUAGACUUCUAUACAAUACUAGACCGCUGACAGGCAUCUCAGCCGUGAUGCUUGCCGCCAUGUUGAUUUUAGUCAAGAUAUGCUAUACUACAAGUACCUCUAUGAAGUUGGCCGGACAACUUCAACGUAUCGAACUUUCAUUAAUUGGAAUCUCAAAUACCUCCGGGAGAAAUUCCCAACCUCACCCAUAAACAUAUUUCCCCUCAUCAGGAACCCCACUCCCAAGUUAUGUCGUUUGCUGCUCGCCUUCUUUAAUUCCUGCGAACUUUAUAUUUAAAGUUUCCGCCUUACUCCCCCCUCAAUAAACAGUUGUGGCUUACGCCAUCUGCUGAGCCGACAUACAAUCCGAAUGGAAUAAUGGCCGUUUACAUCCGUGAUGGAGCAUAUAGUAUAGCGCCAUAAAAUAGAAGAAGAAGAAUUAAUUGGAGUCGAUUGGUGGUCGUUUGGUGGUCUUUGGUAGUCUAGUCCGAUC
Messenger RNA from Temnothorax curvispinosus, 817 nucleotides. RefSeq lists its product as uncharacterized. Bases 1 to 375 code for a protein of 124 amino acids. The record is from RefSeq and is a predicted model, not a curated record. Lineage: Eukaryota; Metazoa; Arthropoda; Insecta; Hymenoptera; Formicidae. The transcript is spliced from 4 exons.